GAAAUACUGUCUUAAAACUUUAUAAAGAUAUAUUGAAGUACGGAGAAAAUUUGAAAUUCACGGAUAAAAAAUAUUUUCGAUAUAGAAUACGUCAAGCUUUUAAAACGAAUAAAAAUCUGACCGACGAGACAGCAAUAGAUUUCCAAUUAAAGAAAGGAUUGAAAUUUUUGGAAGCUCAAAAAGUGUUGUAGAUACCUUGAUUGCCAAAAGAUUUAGCAUAAAAAUAAGACAUCAUGUUCAUGAGGUUGUCCAUGUAUUUAAAGACACACAGUGGAAUCCACGCAACGGUCAACUGCAAUGACUUCCUUGCACUAGGUGUCAUGACCAAUUGCGUGCAGGAAAGUGCAUGGAUUCGCAAUAAGUCUUAUAAACAUUACCUCGAUUACUCGAACGUACCUAAGCUAGAUGAGGCCGACCUUGAGGAACAAUUUGUUCGGGGCAGUGGACCAGGUGGUCAGGCAACAAACAAGACAAACAACGCAGUGAUGUUAAAGCACAAACCCACUGGGCUUAUUGUCAAAUGCCACGAGACGCGCAGCUUAUGGGACAACCAAAAACGCGCGCGUGAAAUUCUGAUAACAAAGCUCGACAACUUAUUGAAUAAGGAAUGCUCUAUCGAAGCUCAGAUACGUACUAUUCAGGAAAAACAGCUUAUACGGAAGAAGUACAAGAGGAAAAAAUUAGCAGAGAUGAAGAAAGCGUUCCAGGAGCGCGAAGGCUUGACGUGACACGAUUUGUUUGUUACUUUGCUUAAACCUUUUAGAAUAUAAAUUUAUCUUGGAAACUUUUUAGAAGUAGAAUUGUUCAAAGGAAAGUGUUAUCCUUUGCUCAGAAUACACUGAUAACAAUUAAUGCUAAUAAUAUUCAACGCCAGUUAAACCAACUGAAUUCAUUUAAUUGCAUUCUUUAAUCAAAAUUAUUUUUGAUAUUAUGAUAAAAACUGUAAUCUAAAAAGAAAAACGAAUUCAUUAUUAAAUAAGUUAGAAAUAUAAACUGAAACCUACGAAAUUUAACUUAAAAAUAUUUUCUGAAGUUGUAGGGAGAUAUAUAAUAAAAUAUAUAAUGAAAUAUA
Messenger RNA from Odontomachus brunneus, 1072 nucleotides. Its product is annotated as probable peptide chain release factor C12orf65 homolog, mitochondrial. The transcript is spliced from 2 exons. The record is from RefSeq and is a predicted model, not a curated record. Bases 234 to 728 code for a protein of 164 amino acids. Lineage: Eukaryota; Metazoa; Arthropoda; Insecta; Hymenoptera; Formicidae. Gene Ontology annotation, cellular component: mitochondrion. Gene Ontology annotation, molecular function: translation release factor activity. Gene Ontology annotation, biological process: translational termination.